Messenger RNA from Tetranychus urticae (two-spotted spider mite), 1486 nucleotides. RefSeq lists its product as uncharacterized. The record is from RefSeq and is a predicted model, not a curated record. Gene Ontology annotation, molecular function: protein binding. Lineage: Eukaryota; Metazoa; Arthropoda; Arachnida; Trombidiformes; Tetranychidae. Gene Ontology annotation, cellular component: cytoplasm.
UUUUCAUGUUGGUCACUUUUUUUGUUUUCAUGUAGGAUGACAUUUCUUUUGAUCAUUUAGCGAUUACUCUUUGUUAAUUUCUUCGUUUUUUAUUGUAAUUGUACAUUCUAUCCAAGUUUAUAUCAUCUUUAUUUCUGCCAACAUGCUCUUGGAAUGUGCUGUUUCGGUACAUGCUCAUGGUGAAAUGGGUAGAUGGUCUAGAGCUAAAGUGGGAUUAUGUAAACAAAAAAAGACGACUUUUUUGAUGGUUACAACUGCUCAAAAAUCUUACAAAUUUUCGAUCGAGAGUUUGAAGAAAAUCCAUUCGGCUGCUUUGGAAUUCAGGGAGCCUAAUCGUAUAGUCAAUUUAAAAGAUGCUGAUAGUUAUCAAUUGAAAGUAUUGAUGAAGCAAUGCGCUGCCUUAGCCACCGGUAAAAUGGAUCAAGCAAGAGUGCCAUUGAUGUCUACUAAUGAAGCAAUCAAGCCCAAUCCUACAAGUAUUUCUGUUGUCGGUAAAAAUUAUCCAAAGGAUGCAUUCAAAAAUAAGUCUUUACAGAAAGUGACUCUCACUUCGACUUCACCUAUACCAAAAAGCAUUUGGGAUCUGCAUAAUCUAACUUCAUUAACGUUGACUCAAUGUAAACUUCGCGAAUUACCACCAGCUAUUCUAAAGAUUUGUUCAACUUUAAAGAUUCUUGAUUUAUCUCAGAAUGUGAUCAGACGAAUUGAACCUUUUGUUUUGGGUCGAAUGACGAGCUUGGUUUCUCUGGAUUUGUCCCAUAACUGUUUACGUUUUUUACCUCUACACAUUGGAAAGCUUAAAAAAUUGUCAGUACUUAACCUCAGUGAUAAUAAGCUCCAUAGUUUACCAUUCACCUUCGCUGCGCUUGACAAACUUAAAGAACUUAAUCUUUCAAAUAACUGCAUCUCGGGUUUCAAUCAAGUUUUCAUGGAAAAACUUAGCUCUCGAUUAAGAUUAAUCAGCAUAGAUCUUUCUAACAACCAAAGUCCAUCUUACGAGCCUAAAGAUCGCCCAUUUCUUAUACCUGACCUUUUUUCUUUAGCAGCAGCUAAAGUUUUACAACAAUUUGAUUCAAUUACAAAACUUUACCUCCAUUUACCAUAUGACAUGGAAGACUAUAUCCACAUUCGCUCUGAAGUCUGUUGCUCAUGUAAAAAAGCCUUCCUUCGUUUCAAUACAGGGACUCCUUCCAAAAUAUUUUAUCUCGGACGUAUUGCAUCUACUGUUUGUGGAAGUGUUGGUAAUUACAACUAUGCUAAUCAAUAUACCAUCCAUUGUUUCUAUUGUGAACAAAAAUUGGAUUCUGAAUUCACAAAAUAUAAUCUGGAUAAAAAUAUUGUAUGAAAUGCAACAUGAUUAUUUGAAUCGAUAAAUUUCCACGAAAUUUGUUAUUUCUUGACACUUUAUCACACUUUACUCCAUACCUUAUGCCAUAAAUUUUAUGUAUAGUGUAAUAAAUAGUAAAAGAGAAUUAUUGAUCAUUAA